CUCCGCAUGCCGUAUACCACCAGCAAGAACACCUGCGAUCUCCAUACCAGAGCUACUAUGCAUGAGUUCCAGCGCCGUUGCGAAGAUCGAUACUAACUCCGGCACUCAGCCGGCUCACGCGCGCACCGCCAAGAUCUUAAAGCUCCGGUCUUUCGAUAGCUCCCCCAUCGUCCUAACGUCUCCUGCCUUUUCUGGCUCAGAGCCGGUGACGACCAACGAACACGACAAUGCGACAGUCCUUAGGCUCGCCAUCUCCGAGGUCGCAAUCAUACGUGCCGGGGCCAAGUGCGCGAGUGUUUCGCUAGCAGCCCACGCGGACCUAUCCGUUGUGGCAGGUCAAUUCUCCUUCCUUUUGCCCUUCGACGUACUAGGCACAACUAAGCCAACAAGAACACACCAUUCGUCCAUCCAAGAAUCGCAUCCCAUGCUGAUCAUAACCCGGUCGGCGCUUCUGUCGGUUUGCGCACAAUAUGUGGCAAAAUCACUUGCCUCUUCAGGAGAGAAGACGUGACUGCGCCAGACACUGGGACAAGUCGUAGCGAUUCAACGGCGCCA
Molecule: messenger RNA, 555 nt
Organism: Alternaria alternata
Lineage: Eukaryota; Fungi; Ascomycota; Dothideomycetes; Pleosporales; Pleosporaceae
Exons: 2
Coding region: 62-511 (149 amino acids)
Source: RefSeq, a predicted model, not a curated record